UAGCUACAAUCCAUUUCGCGCGAGUCCAGUAGAAUUUUAUUUCUCAAAUCACUAUUCCAUUCUACGCACGACUUCAUUCAUCUUGCAAUUUCUCACUCGACUCUAUUAAGUUAUCGGUUUGAGCUUUUGGUUCGCAAAUUAGGAGCGUUCUUGAUUCAAAGCAAAAGCUAUGAAGUUUAUCAACAUAAAUGGGACCACUCUUUAUCUUGCACUCUACAUCGACGUAGCCAAUUCAAAGGAGCUAUUGGAAAGUAUGCAAGCUGGGACAUUGGAGCCAGAAGUUGCAUUCCUCAAUGCUUCACUUAUUCCAGAUAUUUUCCCAGUUCUAGCAGCUGCACACAAGACACUCGUAGCCAAGUCACGGGACUCAUUGACCACGCGCACUCUUCAUUCAGAGCUUGUUUACAACUACUCAGGGUCCAAGCAUAUUACCGAAUCUUUAAAAAGAUAUGGCAUCUCUGAAAGCACAACUUAUAUCCUUGCUGCACGAUUUGAUGCUACUCCUGAUGAGGUAAAAGCCCUAGAGAAACUUGUCAUUGGCAAAGAGAUCGACCUGGAGGAGUUGGAAGGCAGAGCAAACCAAUCCCUGAUACAAAAGAAUUACAAGAUACCAUCCGCGGAACUUGGAAUAUCAUCACUUGCAGAUGCGAUAACUUGCCGAAUAGCUGCUCGUGAUGCCUUGUAGAAGAAUGAUUGUGACUUGCUUGCAUAUGAAAAUAGCCUUGCUGUGUAAGAAUGAAUUGGAUUUAGUUGAUCCAAUAUUUAACAUGACUUUGGAUGAAUACGUUUGAAAAAAACAUAUUGUUGUCUACAAGUAGUAUACUACACUUCUGGAUAAAUUACAGUGUGGAAGUAUAGUUCUAGAAUUAUGUGGUUUUUUAGAAAUAUGAAGGUGAGGAAAGUCCCGCCGUCAAAUUCUGUUUAAUUUAUUUUACCGCCCAUUUCUCCAA
Cicer arietinum (chickpea) is the source of this 950-nucleotide messenger RNA. RefSeq lists its product as uncharacterized. Gene Ontology annotation, biological process: tRNA threonylcarbamoyladenosine modification. The record is from RefSeq and is a predicted model, not a curated record. Gene Ontology annotation, cellular component: cytosol; EKC/KEOPS complex; nucleus. NCBI's taxonomy places the organism in Eukaryota, Viridiplantae, Streptophyta, Magnoliopsida, Fabales, Fabaceae.